CACCUCAGUACGUACACAACGUGCCCCUGCUCAACUGACUGGGAAGCCCUUAGUGUGGAGCUGCCAACGCCCGGUGUUGAAACUCAGAAAAUACGGUCUUGAAUGAAUAAGGUAGACUGUAAAACACAGCUAUGCAGACCAUCAAGUGUGUUGUAGUCGGGGACGGUGCUGUGGGUAAAACCUGCUUGCUCAUCUCUUACACUACAAACAAGUUUCCCUCAGAAUAUGUACCUACGGUGUUCGACAACUAUGCUGUAACUGUAAUGAUUGGAGGUGAACCCUAUACCUUGGGCUUGUUCGACACAGCAGGUCAAGAAGACUAUGACAGAUUACGUCCUUUGAGUUAUCCCCAGACAGAUGUCUUCCUCGUCUGUUUUUCAGUCGUGUCACCAUCUUCCUUUGAAAACGUCAAAGAAAAGUGGGUUCCUGAGAUCACCCACCACUGUCCAAAGACGCCCUUCCUUCUAGUUGGGACUCAGAUUGACUUGCGGGAUGAUCCAUCAACUAUAGAGAAACUGGCCAAGAACAAGCAAAAGCCCAUCACUCCAGAGACGGCAGAAAAGCUGGCAAGAGACCUCAAGGCAGUUAAAUAUGUCGAAUGCUCUGCCCUUACACAGAAAGGCCUAAAGAAUGUGUUUGAUGAGGCGAUAUUGGCUGCAUUGGAGCCCCCAGAGCCUAAGAAGAAACGCAAAUGUGUGCUGUUAUGAAAGGGCCCUACCCUUUACAAAGCGCACACACACACACACACACACACACAAACAGACAUGCAUCUCACAUCAUCCCCACUUCCAUCUCUCGCCCCUCCCACACCUGUUUUCCUUGCUCUGCUGAGGCUGAUUGGCAGCAUUGUCCUCCAAAUGAAGGACUGAACUCAACCAGCUGACGAGGUUUCAAAUAAUUCUCUGCAAUAAUUUGAAGAUUGGCUCUACGUCUAAAUUCCAGACACUAGAUAAAGCUGUCCUGGCCAGCAGCCUGCUGUGGGAUCCAGCAGCCUGCUGUGGGAUCCAGCAGGGCGGCUGCACCCUUCAUCUAGAUGCCAGUCCUACACACACAUUAGGAGAUGAUCCUGCCAGGUGUCAGAUGGUUUGACUUGACUCAUGUCAAUGAUGUGGUCUAACUGAGCUGGAGAUGACCAGCCAUCCGCUCAGUCAGUGGCAGGCCUGCCGCAGCCCCUCCAGCUGCCUGAUAGGUGGCUGCUCUGCUGCUGUUGCUGUCACCUCUGUCGAUGAACCACUAAUGUUCUUUCUCUGCACUACUACCAGAUAUGUGUAGUGUUGUUUUGUUUUUAUUUGCCAAUCUCCCUGUUUUUCUUUCAGUAACAAGACGAGAUAUUUAACUCACAUUCCAAAUCGACACACUGGUAACCAUUAAGGAUAUGUUUAACUGUGACUGUUCAGUCAGUCAGAACCACACAGGAUCCAUCACAGAAGAGCUCCGAUCUCUGCAUCAUUUAGCAGUAUGCAGUCCUGGUGUGGACUCUUCAGUGCUGAGGUGCUGUCCAUCUGGAAUGUGGCUUUCACUUAAAGAGCUGAAGGCGUCCAGUACUAAUGGCUCUGCAGGUCCACCACAGGAAUUGGCCUUUUAGAUGCAGAGAACUUUAAACAGUGUUAGCAGAACAAGUGGUGUGUUCUUCAUGCGUUAUCGGGGACCAAGGUAGAGUAAAGCACGAUACUUUCGCCACCACACACUUUGAAGCCAUACCGCAGACUUCCUCAUGAAUCGAACUGUUGUGCAGCAGCUUCAGUUUUAGACAGCUGAUCAGGGAAAUUAUAAAGGUCCACCAGAUUUCUGUGCCAGGUCAGAGUUUGGUGCCUUCUUGUAGUGUUCAGGUACCCGGACGGGACUUCUGAGGUGAAUGUUGUACCAGUUCAAACUGUGUGAUGGUGUGUGUAGCUGAGCCUUGGUCUCUGUUUUAAAUGAUAGGUUUAACAGAUGUAAUUAUAAUGUAAGUUGGCAUACAAUGUUGAUGUAGGCUCCAGGUGUUUUUACCAAAAUCUUUUUUCUUCAUUUUUAUUUCUGUUUGUGCUGUUUUUUUAUUAUAUAUAAAAAUAUAUAAAUAUAUAAAAAGGUUACUUUCACUUCUUUCAUAUUUAGGGGUCGGAACUCAUCUGAACUCUUACUGAGAAAACGUCUGAUCAGCUUAGUUUGACCAGAGAGAUCCUAAAUGACUGUUUUUUGUUGUUUUGUUUUUUACAGUUGAGUCAGUAUGAUUAUUAUAACCUUUUGUUUUGGUGGAAAACCAAAUGCUUUGUCUAAAGUCUGUUCUUUGUAUAUGCAUUCUUUUCAGAAAUAUUAAACUUAUACCUUAAUUGCCUUUA
This is a messenger RNA of Girardinichthys multiradiatus, 2318 nucleotides long. Its product is annotated as cell division control protein 42 homolog. Gene Ontology annotation, biological process: small GTPase-mediated signal transduction; modification of synaptic structure. NCBI's taxonomy places the organism in Eukaryota, Metazoa, Chordata, Actinopteri, Cyprinodontiformes, Goodeidae. Bases 132 to 707 code for a protein of 191 amino acids. The record is from RefSeq and is a predicted model, not a curated record. The transcript has 6 exons. Gene Ontology annotation, molecular function: GTPase activity; GTP binding. Gene Ontology annotation, cellular component: dendritic spine.